AUGUCGCUCUUCAACUUCUCCACGCCGCUCGACAUCGACAUCGUCCUCGACAGCACCGACGACCGCCCCACCGUCGACGUCAAGCUCGACAAGAACCGCCGCGAGAAGUGUCCGCUCUAUCUCGAUGGAGAAACACUCAAGGGAGCUGUCACCAUCCGCCCCAAAGAUGGCAAGCGGCUGGAGCAUACCGGUAUCAAGGUGCAGUUCGUCGGCACCAUUGAGAUGUUCUUCGACCGCGGCACCCACCACGAAUUCCUGUCCCUCCAAACCGAACUGGCUGCACCCGGCGAGCUCCAACAUCCGGUGACACUACCCUUCACCUUCAAGAAUGUGGAGAAGCAGUACGAGUCAUACCAUGGCAUCAAUGUCAAGCUACGAUACUUCCUGCGGGUCACCGUCUCCCGCCGCAUGGCCGACGUCGUGCGAGAAAAGGACAUCUGGGUGUACUCAUACCGCCAACCGCCAGAGAGCAACAGCGUCAUCAAGAUGGAUGUCGGCAUAGAAGACUGCCUCCACAUUGAGUUUGAAUACAGCAAGAGCAAGUACCACCUGAAGGACGUGAUUGUGGGGAGGAUAUACUUCCUGCUGGUGCGGUUGAAGAUCCGGCACAUGGAGCUGAGCAUCAUACGGCGAGAAACGACCGGCGUCCCGCCCAACCAAUACAACGAGUCGGAAACACUCGUCCGCUUCGAGAUCAUGGACGGCUCCCCCUCACGCGGCGAAACCAUUCCCAUCCGCCUCUUCCUCGGCGGCUUCGACCUGACGCCGACCUUCCGGGACGUCAACAAGAAAUUCAGCACACGAUACUACCUAUCCCUCGUCCUGAUCGACGAGGACGCGCGGAGAUACUUCAAGCAGAGCGAGAUAGUGCUCUUCCGCCAAGCACCAGAGAAUUCCGCGCUGGCCAUGCAGCAGGCCAAGGAAAUCCAGGCCAGCUAG
This is a messenger RNA of Zasmidium cellare ATCC 36951, 939 nucleotides long. RefSeq lists its product as uncharacterized. Gene Ontology annotation, cellular component: endosome; retromer complex. The transcript has a single exon. NCBI's taxonomy places the organism in Eukaryota, Fungi, Ascomycota, Dothideomycetes, Mycosphaerellales, Mycosphaerellaceae. Gene Ontology annotation, biological process: intracellular protein transport; retrograde transport, endosome to Golgi. The record is from RefSeq and is a predicted model, not a curated record. Bases 1 to 939 code for a protein of 312 amino acids.